GCGGCCGGCAUCAUGGCGGCGCAGCGCGGCGUGCGGGCGGAGCGACACUGCUGCGGUGGCCACAGCCGUCGCCACGGCCGCUGACUGCUCAGAGGGCGGCAUGCAGCAACAGCAGCUCCAGCUUUCACCAUGCAUGCGACUCUACAUCUACGGACUUCAUGGCUUUUUGACUGAAAUAAUCUUCACGGCAGCUUGGGAAUACGUCACACAACUUAACUGGAAACUACCAGGUUGUUCCAGUGUGUGGUCUCUCCCCAUCUAUGGAAUUUCUGGACUUGUGAUGGAAAGCAUACUGACUGCUUGCAUGUCUUUCAAAGUACCUAUUCAUAUACGUGGUUUGUGUUAUCUUUUGUGGGUUUAUCUCUGGGAAUUCUCAACAGGAUCCAUCCUGAAAACAUUUGGUGCAUGUCCAUGGGACUACUCAGAAUUUACAUACAAUUUCAGAGGGCUAAUAACAUUUGAAUAUGCUCCUUUAUGGUAUGUUGUUUCUCUGCUGAUGGAGAAAAUCAUAAUCAACAAGGUGCUGCAACUACGGUGGGUGGUCCCACAUAUUCACAAUGGUUCAGCCACAAAGCUGUGUGACUGAGGUCAGUUGUACUGGCUGUUAAGAAAAAUUCAUCCUGUGAAAUAUCUGCCAAAAAUGGGUUGAAGUCCCGUUAAUACCAGAGAUUGGCAGUCUCAUGAAAAACAAACAAAUGUAAUCAAAUACAGUACUUAAACAUUACCUUUUUGAAAACUUUAAGUGUAACGUCAUAGAGCAACUUUAAUACAAAAUUGGCAGCUCUAUGUUGUAAAUAUGGUAUUGUGACAUACGUGUACUUUCUUUCCUGAGAAGAGAAGUGUUUUACUAUGCAAGUGAAGUCAGUAAUCCAUACCUAGAGCAAAUAUUUUAGCUGACCGACAGUAUCUAGUUUGCUUCAAAAAACAAUUUUGUACAAUUCACAUUGGUAUGCUCUUGCUUGAUAGAUUACAGCCUUAAUGCUUCCUCUCAUUGUUUCACUUUCUUUUUUUUUUUUGUGUCUUUAUUGGAGGUAAAUGGUAUUUAUGUCCCACAGGUAGAUAACAUCAUCAUUCCACUUCAGAACUAUACACUCUAUCUAUCAAAUAUUGAUACAGUACAGAUAAAUAUUAAUAAAUUUUCCUAAAAUACAUAAAAUGAAGUUAUAAUAAUUCAAACACAUUUUCACAAUGAUACAAUGAUAAGUAAGUAACAAAGGUUCGAUAUGUAAUGCAACCAUACUACAAAAAAAUAUCAAUACUUUAGCAUUCAGUUUAUAACUAAUGUGCAUAUGCCUUAUCAAUAGCGUAUAACAUAAUUUGCAAGUACAAGUAUUUUAAUUC
Molecule: messenger RNA, 1341 nt
Organism: Schistocerca americana (American grasshopper)
Lineage: Eukaryota; Metazoa; Arthropoda; Insecta; Orthoptera; Acrididae
Product: transmembrane protein 229B-like
Exons: 3
Coding region: 101-586 (161 amino acids)
Source: RefSeq, a predicted model, not a curated record